CUCCAACCCCAGUGGAGAUUUCCAACCCAGCUGUCACAGCUCCAUGACACGAGCACCAAGGGAGAGGCUGAGAGGCAGGAAGAGUUGGCAAAGAAGUGAUAGAGAAGAGAAGGAGGCUGAGUCACCAAGGGGACGGGAAGGAGGGGGGCCAGCUUGAGACCGGUGCCUGGUGAGCUCUGCCCUGCCCCUCCAUGCAGUUCCCCGUGGGCCCUGCCUGCAUCUUCUUGAGAAAAGGCAUCGCUGAGAAACAGAAGGAAAGACCACUGGGACAAGAUGAGAUUGAAGAGCUCCGGGAGGCAUUUCUUGAGUUCGACAAGGACCGAGAUGGGUUCAUCUCAUGUAAGGAUUUGGGGAAUCUCAUGAGGACAAUGGGUUACAUGCCCACGGAGAUGGAACUGACUGAACUUGGCCAGCAGAUCCGCAUGAACUUGGGUGGCCGUGUAGACUUUGAUGAUUUUGUGGAGCUAAUGACCCCCAAGUUGCUUGCAGAAACGGCUGGGAUGAUCGGUGUCCAGGAGAUGCGAGAUGCCUUCAAGGAAUUUGACACCAACGGAGAUGGGAAAAUCACCCUGGGAGAGUUGCAGCAGGCCAUGCAAAGGCUUCUGGGAGAGAAGCUCAGCCCCCGGGAGGUCUCCGAAGUUGUCCAGGAGGCCGAUGUGAAUGGAGACGGCACUGUUGACUUUGAAGGUGACGCUUCCAACUCCAACACCUGUGUGAUUUUCCAAAGCGGGCCAUUCCUUCUCACUCUUCCCCUAGUUUGAGAGUUUGUGAAGAUGAUGUCUCGCUGAGAAGGUUCUAGAAACCCCAGUUACUCCCCACCUAGUCAACCUGGAUCAAGCACUUAGAGAGGACCAAAUCCCCUUAAGGGUGGUGGUGAGUAGAUUGAGGUUAGACUUGAUAAAAGUGAACUGGCAUCUUAAGAUGACUAACCAUAGAGCUGGGAGGACUGUGGGUGGAGCUGGGCCCCUUGUUAACUCUCUAGUCCUGACUUCCUGUUAAACUUUGUGGUAAUGUUCUUGGGUGGGGGGGAUUCAAAGACAAUAUAGAGGCCUUCCUGGGAAGGGGCUUUCUGCACGUGUGUGACCAUUUG
This is a messenger RNA of Rhinolophus ferrumequinum (greater horseshoe bat), 1090 nucleotides long. It is a transcript of the gene CABP5, whose product is annotated as calcium binding protein 5. Lineage: Eukaryota; Metazoa; Chordata; Mammalia; Chiroptera; Rhinolophidae. The transcript is spliced from 6 exons. The coding region runs from base 192 to 761 and encodes 189 amino acids. Gene Ontology annotation, molecular function: calcium ion binding. The record is from RefSeq and is a predicted model, not a curated record.